Messenger RNA from Drosophila grimshawi, 1289 nucleotides. RefSeq lists its product as uncharacterized. The transcript has a single exon. The coding region runs from base 215 to 1183 and encodes 322 amino acids. Gene Ontology annotation, cellular component: ciliary transition zone; ciliary membrane. The record is from RefSeq and is a predicted model, not a curated record. NCBI's taxonomy places the organism in Eukaryota, Metazoa, Arthropoda, Insecta, Diptera, Drosophilidae. Gene Ontology annotation, biological process: cilium assembly; regulation of protein localization.
AAACGGCUUUCCUCUUAUUGCUUGCUUGCUCCACACUUGACGAACGUUCUGCGUGUGCCUGACACAAGCUGACAGCUAUUGACCGGGUAUUUGAAGGAGCGCCACCUGUCGGCCGUUGCCCAGCAACCAAGACUCAAUCACAACACAAAUUUUUGACAAGUGCAUAAAAAUAAUUUUAAAGUGCACAAAACAAGCGAGCAAAUAUUGGUUAAAAAUGAAAUUCAUACCAUUGCAUACGACCAAUACGGCCAUCAUAUACAAGAAUUCGCUGUGUUCGCUGGCCUCGCUGCUGGUGUUGAUUUUUAUAGCAUUGUCGGUUAUGUUGCCGAUUUUAUUGGUCUCCUUGCUGAGUCCCUAUUCGGGCAUAUCCGAAUCGAGGGUUUUAUUCGAACAGCCCAAGGUCCAGUUUAGCUAUCAGUAUAUAUUUGUGGGUCACACGGAGGAUGCAACGCUGAUUGCCUGCAGCAGUUUUGGCAAUUUCAAUGCGAGACUGGGGAAUUCCACUCAAAACUGCGAAGCAAUCAAAUAUUGGACACACGAUUUGGAUGAGGAUCGAGUCACAGAUCGUCUGCACUUUCAGCUGGAACUGCUGCCGCUGCCAUCGCCACUGAGUCACUUUGAUUUGUUGCUCUUCUUCGAGGCACAAUUGAGUCACAAGUGCCAACUAAAUCCUCCAGCCUUACUCGCCCAUCAGCUGCCAUUGCCGACAGCAGCAGGAGGAGGACUCCAAAAUGGACGCAUUCAGCUUAAAGGCGAGCUGAAGCUCAAGCAAUAUGUGGAGUUCACUUGCCCCUUUCCAGGUCGCAAUCAUCGCACCCAUUUUCGCCCUGUGCAGCUGGACACCAAUAACACUUUGGCGGACAUCUCGCAAUACCAAAUGGAAUCCUUGCUGGGCCAGGUGAAAGUGAAUCCUGCCUACUUUCAGCUGGCCGUGCAGGAAACCUAUUACAAGCGCCGUGCACCACGCCUGGAAUCAGGUUUAACCAUCGACCUGGAGGUGGAUGUGCUGCAGGUGGCAGCGCGUUAUCAUUUGAGCAUUUGGGAGCGUUUGGGUCAAUUCUGGUUGUAUUUCGCAUCGUUCUUUGGCAUCUCGUUCUAUGUGAUGAACAGGCUCAAGGAUUUCCUAUUUGGCCGGCACAUCAUCAGAUCGUGGGAGAUAAUACCGUGGAAGAAGCUCUACUGACACGAAUCGGGCGCCAUUCUGGAGAUGGACAACUUCUCCAUUGGCGAAUGAAACGAGCAAUUACCAAAACAAAAAUAUUUAUCAGUCGUAUGCAUUAAAUUAAAUA